AAUUUAUGGUAAAAGUUUGAAAAGGAAAGAAUUAGGAAUGAUGUAGCUAAAGGAGAAGAGCCAGAUGCAGGGCUUUGGCAAUCUGCCAAGAGACUGGUUCCUCGAAAUCUUUCUCCGCCUGCCAGUAGAAUCUUUGACGCGAUUCAGGUGCGUUUGCAAAUCAUGGUAUGCUCUCAUUAAUAAUCCUAAAUUCAUUUCCAUGCACCUUAGCUAUAACAGCAGCAACAAUGAAUUUGUUCUUAUCAAGCGCUGCCUCCUAACAUGCUUAGGAAAGAAAGUAAAUAUGUUCUCAGUGGUCAGCAGCAAGGACUUUUCUUUUGCAAAUAUAGCUGUUGAUUUACCCUUGUAUAAGAAAGAGCCCUAUUUACAACUUUUGGGUCACUGUGAUGGCAUUAUUUGUCUAUCAAAUUAUAGAGAUGCCAUAGUUCUAUGUAACCCUGCUACCAAAGAAUCCAUGGUUCUCCCGAAAUCCUGUCUCCCCUGCUUUUUAUCGAACCCAAAUUUGAUUCCCCGAACGAAUGCCCUGGGAUUUGGUCAUGACCUGAAAAAUCAACAAUACAAGGUGGUUAGGAUUGUGUCAUAUUUGGAGGAGUUUGGCGACCACAGCUCACCCCAACUUUCCAGGGUGGAGGUAUACGCCAUGGGAACUGAUUCCUGGAGAGAAGUCAAGAAUGUUAAGGUCUCUGCCAAUGUCCAAUACUCUCCAAUUCCAUGUUUUGACACCCACUUCAAUGGAGCAUUUCAUUGGCAUGCUAUGGACUAUAACAAUAAUGAAGUCAUCCUUUCAUUCGACAUGGGAGAAGAGGCGUUCCGAAACAUAUCAAUGCCUGAUUUUCCUUCCAUUUAUGAUCAUUCUCUCUACAGGAGUCUCCUGGUGUGGAAUGGUUGCCUUGCUUUGAUAGUCUAUCCAGCAAAAGGAAUUGAAAAAUCAUUUCAGAUAUGUGUGAUGGAAAAUUAUGGGAUGAAGGAAUCUUGGACCCGAAAAUUAACUAUUGGACCUCUUGCAGGAAUUGAAAGGCCAUUGAUGUUUUGGCAAAAUGAUGAAGAGAUUGUAAUGGAAGGAAUUGAUGGACAGGCAGUGUCCUACAAUUUCAUCACAAAACAAAUCAAGAAUCUUCGAAUUUAUGGGGUUCCAAAAUCGUUCCAAACUCUUACUUAUGUAAAUAGCCUUGUCUCAAUCAGGAGAGGGAAUCAAUGCUUGAUGAAAUAAGUUACUAUCGGUCAUGAAUAAUUAAGAGGUGGUUCUGUUUGAUUGAUGCUUUUAUUUAACCUUUUCCGUGAUUAACUAUGCUAUUUGUUUUCCCUGACCAAUCACUUCUGCAUAAUACAAAAAUGUCAAUGUUUUUA
Molecule: messenger RNA, 1347 nt
Organism: Theobroma umbraticum
Lineage: Eukaryota; Viridiplantae; Streptophyta; Magnoliopsida; Malvales; Malvaceae
Product: F-box/kelch-repeat protein At3g06240-like
Molecular function (GO): protein binding
Source: RefSeq, a predicted model, not a curated record